AUCUCGUGUGUCAAAUACCACGUGUUUAUCUUGCCCGUUACACAGGUACUCUUUAAACCGCCACUUGAAAUAAACAGAAAAAUUACAAGACGCGAAGGACUACAGGUGGCGUGAUGAUGACUGCGCCGUGACAAGUGAUUCAAGAUGAUGCUAAUUUAAGGAAAUGCGUGAGACAUGGCUCUUCGGUGCUCAGAAGCAGCCACUCCCAGUGCCCCAUGGACAAAGCUAAAGGAUCUCAUCACAUAAAGAAGCAAUCAAUUUUAGGGGAAAUGGCACUGGCGUUGUCGACUAGAUUACGCCUGAGACGAUCCAGUCCCUUCCUCUGGGGUCUUGGAUUCUGCCUCGUCUGCUUCUUCUUUAUUGCUAUGCCUUCUUUCAACUCAGGUCAGCAGCGGUGCGACUGCCAUGGAAGCCACAAUGUGCCAAGAGUGGUGGACAGUCUCCCCAGCGCGCCCGACGGAUACAAGGCCAAUCCGCUGGACAAACACAACAUGGCCAUCCUCAUACCCUUUAGGGACCGGUUUGAAGAGCUUAUGGAGUUUGUGCCUCAUCUCCACAAUUUCCUAAAAUUGCAACGCAAAAAUCACCAUAUUUAUGUUAUAAAUCAGGUGGACAAUCUUCGCUUUAACAGAGCUUCACUGCUGAACAUAGGCUUCAAGGAGUCCAUGGACGCCUGCGACUACAUUGCCAUGCAUGACGUGGACUUGCUGCCCAUGAACUCUGCCCUCACCUACGAGUACCCGGAGGAAGGCCCCUAUCAUGUUGCGGCUCCACACCUGCACCCCAGAUACCACUACCCAACCUUCAUUGGGGGGAUCUUGCUCGUCAACAGGGAACAUUUCCGACUGGUGGACGGCCUGAGCAACAAGUACUGGGGUUGGGGGCUGGAAGAUGACGAGUUCUACGCCAGGCUGAAGGAGGCCAAGCUUACCGUCCGUCGCCCAGGGAAUCUCACCACAGGGACCAAAGACACAUUCAGGCACAUUCAUGACAGACGCGUCCGAAGACGUGACAUGAUCAAGUGCUACAACCAGCAGGAGGUGACGCGGCGCAGAGACCGUCAGACUGGCCUGUCAACCAUCCGUUACCACAUCCAGAGCAGAAAGGAGAUGACGAUAGAAGGUGCUCCACUCACUAUCCUCAAUGUCAUCCUAGAGUGCGACCGCAACAUAACCCCCUGGUGUGACUGCACAGAAAACGUAGGCAACACGAAGCCAUUACACAAAGCAGAGAAUAAAGAGGAUGUGAUCGUGCCCAAACUGGACCGGAAAAAGCACAUCAGUCAUGACGGAUAGGGCUGGAGGACGGGGGACGGGAAGGGAAGGGAAGGGAAGGGGGAGAAAAGGAAGCAUUAGGGCACUUGUUUCAGUAGGUUUGGUAGGCUUCAGCAGUCGUCAUUGUUUAGGACCACAUCCAGGAAUCAUUAAAGUCAGCCUUUCACUUCAUUCAGCGUCAUAUAUGUCAGCCUUCAUAGAACGACAUCUGGGGAAGGAGUCGGCCAUUUUCCUUGAUCAUAUGUAAAGGUUGUUGCAAUAUGUAGUGAGUAGAUUUAUUUUAUUAUGUAGCUGUAUUGUACAUUUAUUUUUAUUUGUUACAGAUGUCCUUUAGUUGUGUAUAUGGCAGGAGUUUGAAAAGAUUGUAUUUGAAAAGAUUUUAUGAUAAAGAGAGGACCUACUUGACCUUGUGCAGAAUCUAGGAUUGUUUACCUGUAUACAGGUAAACAGAAUAAAGGAAUGAGAAUAGAAUGACAUUUCCAACAGUCCUAGUGCUGGAAAAGACGAAAUUGGAACUGUUGCCAUAUUUUGACUCCUAGUCUACCAAGAUUAUUGCACCCAGUGGUUUGUUGCCUGAACUAGUGAGAAAGCUUUUUUUUUUGCAUCCACAUACUUGAACGUGAAUUUGUGGGUUAGAGCGAGUGGAAGAUUUCAGCAUGCAUGCAAGAUCUCUUAUAUGAAAAAAGAUGGUUGAUAUUUGUGUUCCAUAUACCCCUUGAGAGAUUAUAUCCUGCCACUUUCAUGGUUAUCAGUUGUCAUGAAAAGUUCAUUUUUCUUUACGUUUGUACUUCUAAAUAGGUAUAUACUUUUGUUGAUCACGCAUAGCCAUGAUACUGAGGGGGUUAGCAUUUGAACUUCCCAAUUAUCAGAUUAACCCUCAACACCAAAUGAACUUUCCUGACGUCAGAUUAACAUUCCAUUCGUCAGAUUUACUCUCCAGACAUCUCAUUACCUAUGCUGUCGUCAAGUUAAGAUAUAUAUAGCAUGUCAUUUUUGUCAGUCUAAAACUUACGGUGUAUAAGUCUCAGAUGAACAUACAUCAUUUCAUGUCAUUUCCCUCUCAUAUUCCUCAUUUUCCAUCAAGUAUCUUUUUCAGAUCUCUGAUUAUUUUGGUCUUACACCUGCAUGUGCAGAUAGUUUUCUGAUGAUAAUUCCCCCAGAAAUACAUAUGUAAUAUUGGCAGUUUAUGAGCACUGAUCUUACUGUAGGCUUGUGCAGCCGAACUAUAUGUACUUCAGUGCUGGGUUCAUUCCUUCAGCUUGCAUUCACAUUAUGAUGAAUGAUGUUGAGCUCCCAGGGAUUUUAUUCUAGUGCUGAAAACAUGUGGACAUCUACAGAUACAUUACUAUGUGAAUGAAUUAUCAGGUGAUCAAUUUUUGGAGGAUAUAGGCUUGUAUGGUACAUGUAUGAUUUACCUUUUUCUUUUUGUUUGUGUAUGUGCGAGUGUAAGUGUGAGUGCAUGUGACAGUGUGCACAUGCAUGAGCAUUUAUCCGUUUGUAUCUGUUUGCAUGUGUUAUAUAUAUAUAUAUAUAUACAUUUUUUUUUCCUUUUAUAAAAAAAAAAAAAUAAUGAACUGUCACUGUAGUUUGCUAUGUGGGAUGAGGUUAUCCUUUUCUCUGUUUCAUAAAACAAAAAUAGCAAGAGGUUUGUCGUUUGUUGUAGAACAAAUGCAGAAUGAAGAAUGAUACAGGUAUUGUCUGGUCUAACACAAGCUUCACUUUUCUUGUGAUUCAUGGUCUUCUGCGGCUUUGUGUUGCCAUUUCUUUUUUUCUUCUUUUUUUUUUCUUUUUUUUUAUAAGAAACCAAUUUUGAUGUUAGUAGUCUGCUUGUUCAGUGAUAGUGUCUGACCUUUGACCAUGGUUAGUGUACAUAGGAUUUGGAACGAGUCCUCUUUGUAACUGUCUGUACAGGCGUGAAUGUGCAAGUUACAGUGGUAUUGUUCCUGAACUUUUUAUGACAUGUAGGUAAGUUUAUGUCUGAUAGUUGAUACCCAUUGAUUGAUUCCUUUUCUUAUUUGGGAUGAAAAAGUAUAAAGUUCAUAUCUCUGCACCAAGCCAGUGCUCUAUAGGAUAUAAAGAAUGAUUUAGCUCUUAAAGGGACUUCAUAGGAAAAAUAAUUCUUCAUUGUUGAGAGGUGAAAGUUAUAACUGGAAAAGAUCUUUAAAAUUCAGUCGCUAUAUUUGCUUCCUUGUUGGUGAAUAGGAAAUACAAGAUGAAUGAGCUUACAUUACAUGAACUAACAUUUCAUUAUUGAAAUUCAACAAAAUCGCACCAUUUAUAAACAGACAAAUUCAAUGUUGCAAAGGUGGUUUUUUCCCCUUGGCAGUUGACUUUUAUUUUGUUGCUAUGAAUAACAGAUUACUAGAAAUGUGUAUAUUGUCAUAUACAAGACCUAGUGUAGUGUAUUGCAAAUUAUUAAAAAGGGGAAUGUGAAGGCAAUGUAGUUAGUAGGUUUUGUUUUGUAUUUUUUCUUCAAAUAUAUAGAGGAACGUUGAUACUUACUUAAAAAAAAUGAUAAAAUGCACGAAAUAGCCCAUUUAGAUGUUAAGUGUCAUCCACUUCUAGGAUAUGUUUAUUAAGAAGAGAUUUGAACAGAAGACCCAGGAUUGGUAUUGCACAAAGAAAUGCAUUUAAUUACAUUACAGAUAUGAUACAAGUCUAACAAACGUUUUCAUUGAAUUCUGUGGCCUGUAGCUUAAACUUUUGAGUGCCAUAGCAGUUUCAAGAUCUUUCUCACUGGCCAGUUCUAACAGUGCACUAGACCUAAUACACCCAUCACCUUAGGCUAAACAGUGGCAUGGAAGGAUUGUUGAUCCGGGGAGAUUUCUAAUUAUUUUUACAUGUUCUGUCAUCUCCCAUAAGGGAUAAAGUCCAGCCACUCCCAUUAUUUGAAAGCACUGAGGCUGCAUUCUCGCAUUUUAUUCUUAGCCCCCCCCCCCAAAUAAAAAGAGUUUAUUACUGUUAUAGUUGUCUUUAAGCUUUUAAAAAAAUCAGUAUAAGAUAUUUUCCAGCACAUAUGACUGAGUAUGUUGUAGCUUUAAGGAAAUUUGGUAACCAUUUCUUUUUAUUAUUCUGAAGUUAAGGAAUAUUGAUGAAUGAUGUCAAAUAUUUCAUAGGACACUUUAGGAUGUAAAGAAAGCACUGUUUGAUAUAAAGCAACAAAAUGUGAAUGGACAUUGUACAGUGGUGUAACAGACCAGUGUAUAAAAAGGAAAUGGUUGUAUACAGCACAGUCUCAGCAAAGGACAGUGUUCCCUUCUUAGAAAAGCAAGUUCCUUAGUUAUAGGAGACCAUUUUAGAAGUCUUGGAUGUAUAUUUGAAAUUUAUCCUCUCCCUUAUGUGUGCUGUAUGUAAUUAUUUCUCAGUCAGAAUUUGCAGUGCAGUUUCUCAUUAAUGCUUCCCUUUUACUCCUGCUUGAUAAUAAUGGAUAGCGGUUCAUGAACUAAUUAACAGUAUUGACAUUAAUUAUCAAUUAUUUUCUUGUACAUAUUAUUUAUCCAAGUAUUAUGAAUUUAAUCGAUAGACUUUUACUUUCAUUGUGAGACUACUAAUGAUAAAAGUACAAGGCGGGAGUGCACAGGCGUCUCUCCUUCCGAUCACUUUGAUUAAUUAAUAGCAGGCGAUUCUAUGUGCAGGUUUCUAGAUUAAUGACUGUAAUUCAGAUAUGUAGCAAUUGGUAGUCACUCUGGGCAGAAAUAUGUAAGGUAUUGUCAGGAAGGCAAGAAAAUUCUUCAGGCAUAUGAUGGAGUUUCAGUAUUUUUAGAUUUUUACUGAUGUUUAUUUGUUAGGAAAAAGGAAGUUCCUUCCAUAAUUAACAGUGUUUAUGAUUUAUUGAUAAUGUGUACUGAAAUGUAUUUGUCAGUAAGGAAAAUGAAAGCCCUGCAGACAAAUGAGAAUACAUUUACAGUUUAUGCACGAUGUAUUUUGAAGUGUAAUUGUCAUGAAAGAAUAUUUUAUAACUGCAGUUUAUGAGACCGAGGACACAUGGCAGAAAGAGCACCCUACAUGCACAUGUAUGUGUACACUUGCCCACCCACACACACAGACACACACACACACACACACACACACACAGACACACACACACACACACAGACACACACACACACACACAGACACACACACACACACACAGACACACACACACACACACACACACACACACACAGACAGACACACACACACACACACACACACACACACACACACACACACACACACACACACACACACACAGACACACAGACACACACACACACACACACAGACACACACAGACACACACAGACACACACAGACACACACACACAGACACACACACAGUUAUCUUUCAACUAUUAACCUGGCUAAUAACUCAGGAUAUGUUUUGUUAUGAAAUCAACUCUUGGCCAUCUGUCAUUGUUGUUGUUAUCAUUAUUAUUUAAAGUGUUUGAAGAAAAGGUGCUUCUUUCCUGUGUUUCCUGAAUGAACUUGCCAAAGGAAUA
Messenger RNA from Penaeus indicus, 5758 nucleotides. It is a transcript of the gene beta4GalT7, whose product is annotated as beta-1,4-galactosyltransferase 7-like. Lineage: Eukaryota; Metazoa; Arthropoda; Malacostraca; Decapoda; Penaeidae. The record is from RefSeq and is a predicted model, not a curated record. Gene Ontology annotation, molecular function: xylosylprotein 4-beta-galactosyltransferase activity. The transcript has 9 exons. Gene Ontology annotation, biological process: proteoglycan biosynthetic process; carbohydrate metabolic process. Bases 216 to 1295 code for a protein of 359 amino acids. Gene Ontology annotation, cellular component: Golgi apparatus.